This is a messenger RNA of Musca vetustissima, 482 nucleotides long. RefSeq lists its product as uncharacterized. The record is from RefSeq and is a predicted model, not a curated record. NCBI's taxonomy places the organism in Eukaryota, Metazoa, Arthropoda, Insecta, Diptera, Muscidae. The transcript is spliced from 3 exons. The annotation marks the transcript as partial.
UGGUGCCGGCUAGAGAUCCAGUUAUAACUGGCAUACGUUCACGUUACAAAGUUGGUGAUAUAGUGCGAGGCAAUUGUACAUCGGGACACUCAAGGCCAGGUGCAAAUAUCACGUGGUAUAUUAAUGGUUAUGAGACAAAUCCGGUACACAUUAAACAUUACAAACCUGUAAAGGAUACACGUGAAAUGGAGACAAUAACAUCGGGCAUACAUUUUGUGGUAACACCGCAACAUUUUAUUUAUGGCAAAUUAAAAAUACGCUGUACAGCCCACAUACACGAUGUCUAUUGGAAAUCUACAGAAAAAUCAGUUGAAGAAAAUCGUCAUGCCACCAAACAGGCUGGCAAUGUCAAUGUGGUGCAUACAUUCUCUGAUGAUUAUUUCGAUAUGGAUGAUGAGGAUAAUGUCAUUGAUCGUUCGGAUACAUAUAUGACACAUAUUAAAGGUAAGAUGGCGAUGAAGAAUGAGAAUACGGAAUUGUAA